AUGAGAGCUGAACCAUUCUCCAUAGUUGAUCGUGUCACAAAAAUCGGUCUUAUCUGUCUGAAUUCUCGCUUCAACGGUCUGGAGAACUUAUUUGAAGUAUUAUUUUGCAGAGCCUCAAUUUCUAUCUUCGUCGAUGGAUUUGCAAACAUUAUAUAUGAUAGUCCUUUAAGGGACUCUCAUACUCCAAACUUUGUUAGUGGGGAUUUCGAUUCUAUCAGGCCUGAAGUGAAGUCUUUUUACAAGAAACAAAAAACAACCAAGGUUAUAGAAACCCCAGAUCAAGAUGCAUCAGACUUUACAAAGGCUAUUGCGGUUUUGCUUGAGAAUAUUGGCGAGCACUGCAAAGAAUCUUCCACGGACCGUUCACUCCGAAAACCGGACAUUGAUUACAUAGUCGGCCUUUAUGGCAGUGGUGGCCGAGCAGAUCACGAAUUUGGCAUAGUAAACUCACUUUUUAUCGCCAAGGGGCUAACGAACAUCCCUCUCCUCCUUGUGACAGAAUCCUCUAUUUCCUGUUUGCUUGAUGAAGGAUUCAACGAAAUACACCUUUCCAACUGUCCUACAAAUCUCCACUGUGGCCUCAUUCCGAUAGGCGGGCCAGUUAGAGUAACCUCCAAGGGACUUCGUUGGAACCUAGACAACGAUAUCCUCGAUUUUGGAAAGCUCGUCUCAACUUCGAAUCAGACUAUCGACACCAAAGUGGAGGUGGUGUCCGACGGCCUGCUACUGUGGUCCAUGUCCAACUGCUUAACUGGAAUGCUUUAG
This is a messenger RNA of Echinococcus granulosus, 765 nucleotides long. Its product is annotated as Thiamin pyrophosphokinase. The record is from RefSeq and is a predicted model, not a curated record. Lineage: Eukaryota; Metazoa; Platyhelminthes; Cestoda; Cyclophyllidea; Taeniidae. Gene Ontology annotation, molecular function: thiamine binding; thiamine diphosphokinase activity; ATP binding. The transcript is spliced from 6 exons. Gene Ontology annotation, biological process: thiamine diphosphate biosynthetic process; thiamine metabolic process. The coding region runs from base 1 to 765 and encodes 254 amino acids.